Heterocephalus glaber (naked mole-rat) is the source of this 697-nucleotide messenger RNA. It is a transcript of the gene Stmp1, whose product is annotated as short transmembrane mitochondrial protein 1. Gene Ontology annotation, cellular component: respiratory chain complex. The record is from RefSeq and is a predicted model, not a curated record. NCBI's taxonomy places the organism in Eukaryota, Metazoa, Chordata, Mammalia, Rodentia, Bathyergidae.
AAGCUCACGGCGGCCGCUUCCGCCUUCGCGCCCUGUAGGUAGCUGGAGCGACUCCAGUAGCUGUGGCGGCCCUGGGCUCCUCCUUGGCUCUCCCCGCCAACAUGCUCCAGUUCCUGCUUGGAUUUACUUUUGGCAACGUGGUGGGAAUGUACCUGGCUCAGAACUAUGACAUACCAAACCUGGCUAAAAAACUUGAAGAGAUUAAAAAGGACUUGGAAGCCAAGAAGAAACCCCCUAGUUCCUGAGGCUACUGCAGUUCUUCGUUCUGUACACACUGCCCUCCUGCCUCUGAGCAGCAUCCCUGACCUCCUGAUCCCGUAGCUCUGUGUCACCAGCCUCAGCGAUUUUCCUCUUUGCUAGACUGUGUUGCCUCGGAGCAAAAACAGGGCCCCAAGUCAAGAACUACGCUUCACAAUUUCAGCUCCUCAAGUCUUCUCAUGUCUUCCUUCCAUCUCUUUGGGAGGCUUGAAGACUGAAAUUAUGGUGCUAGGCUAGGUUGGCAAACAUGACCUUUAUUUAGUAGUUUCUCCCUUGUUCUUUGGGAUUCCUACUUCUUGUCAAAACAAAAAUUGCUAAGUUUGUAUAGCUGAUCAGACACAAAUAAUGCUGAAUUAAUUAGUGAUAAAAGUGGGUGCUUGUUAAACACUUGUUACUAAACUUUUUGUUUUGAAGUAUUAAAAUUAAUAUCCAGACCCCA